Molecule: messenger RNA, 2082 nt
Organism: Silurus meridionalis
Lineage: Eukaryota; Metazoa; Chordata; Actinopteri; Siluriformes; Siluridae
Product: protein phosphatase 1H-like
Exons: 10
Coding region: 239-1759 (506 amino acids)
Biological process (GO): protein dephosphorylation
Molecular function (GO): protein serine/threonine phosphatase activity
Source: RefSeq, a predicted model, not a curated record
GCAAACUCAGGCACAAUGGUUGGUAAACCCUAGUCCGGCUCGCUCUCAGUCACAUGACAGAUAAUCCGGAGCGGCAGUUCCGCGUUUGUUGCGACAAGCAGAGCAAAUUACAAUGACAGGCGAAAUGGAUACUCACAGCAGUGUCUAUCUGUAUGGUUUUGUGUAAUCGUUUCCGCUGUGAUCGCCUCUCGGGUGGACCUCGGUGGAAAAGCGGAGUGGCGUGGGGACCUUCAGCAGCAUGUUCAGCAGGGUCAGGUCGGCCGUGGCCAGUUUGGUGGGCGGCUUUAUGGCCGGAUCAUCCAGCAGCGGAGAGAGAGCCAGCGGCGCGGAUUUGCCGAUGAAGUUUCCGUACGAGAGGCCGGUGUUCCUGGGACUGUCUCAAGACGAGGUGGAGUGUUCGGCUGAUCAUGCUGCGCGACCCAUCCUCAUUCUCAAAGAGACCAAGAGGUUACCGUGGGCAACUGGAUACGCAGAGGUGAUAAAUGCUGGAAAAAGUGCUGUAAAUGAGGACCAGGCCUGCUGUGAAUUCAUGGUGGUGAAGAAGAGGCCCACUGGGUCCUUCACACCCUGCAAACCAUCCAAGAGGAGAUCUUCACUGCCUAAUGGAGAGGGCCACAACCUUUCUGAGAGCUCAAUGGAGAAUGCGGAGCUGGUCUUCCACUACUGGGCUCUGUUUGAUGGGCACGCUGGCUCAGGUGCAGCUAUAAUGGCCUCCAGACUGCUGCAACAGCACAUUGUGGAGCAGCUCCAGGAGAUUGUGGAUAUCCUGCAAAACCCAGCAUUGCUGCCACCCACUGUAAUGGGAGACGACCUGGAUCAUACCAGUACCCCCUGCAUGCCCCGAGCUCUAACACGAGCAUCCUCGCUGCGCAACUCACCCUGCACAGCUGCGCCACGCUUUUUCACAGAGAAGAAGAUCCAGCACGAGAGCCUGGUGAUUGGCGCCCUCGAGAAUGCCUUCAAAUACAUGGAUGCCCAGAUCGAGAGGGAAAGAGUUGUGUAUAAUAUCACAGGUGGAUGCACUGCACUUGUGGUGGUGUUUUUUCUGGGCAAGCUGUACGUGGCCAAUGCAGGGGACAGCAGAGCUAUCAUAAUCAAGAAUGGUGAGAUCAUCCCCAUGUCUGCAGAGUUCACUCCAGAAUCAGAGAGACAGAGACUGCAGUUUCUGGGUUACAUGCAGCCUCAUCUCUUAGGCGGAGAGUUUACACACCUGGAGUUCCCUAGGAGGGUCCAGAGGAAGGAAGUGGGUAAAAAGAUGCUGUACCGUGACUUCACCAUGUCUGGCUGGGCGUACAAAACCAUCGAGGACGAGGACCUCCGAUUCCCAUUAAUAUACGGCGAAGGAAAGAAGGCUCGAGUGUUGGCUACAAUCGGCGUGACACGUGGGCUCGGUGAUCAUGACCUCAAAGUGCACGACUCUAAUAUCUACAUUAAACCAUUUUUGUCCUGCUUUCCUGAGGUGAGAAUAUAUAACCUGAUACAGCAUGAGCAUGGCACUGAUGAUGUGCUGGUGAUGGGCACUGAUGGCCUGUGGGACGUUCUCUCCAAUGAAGAAGUGACCGAAUACGUCACUUCUUUUCUCGCUAACUGUAAUCCCGAUGACCUGAACAGGUACACCAUGGCAGCACAGGAUGUGGUGAUGCGUGCUCGGGGCACGCUCAGGGACCGUGGAUGGCGUAUAACAGACGACCGCCUUGGCUCCGGUGAUGACAUUUCCGUUUAUAUCAUCCCACUUAUGUAUGGUAACCGACAGUCAUAAAGCAGGGGUUUCUCUUCUGAACCUGUCACUUUAAUACACACUUAGAUAUCUUUCCACAAUCUGUAAUACAAAGUGUACAGUAGACAGAACAACAUGUAUACAAUUCCCAUUUCCAGACACUUAACAAUAAUCCUGUUUGGUGGUAGUGUUUGUGUAAGGCUGGAUGAAGGCAUGUUUUAUUGUUAUUUAGCAGGGAAUAUGGAUGUGUAAGAAAAUGAGCAUUUCCAAAUCUGUAAUUCCAUUUUUUAAUGGUUGUUGUUCUAAUUCAUAUCUAAGUGCUCACUACAUUUGGUACAUUUAUUAAUUAAGCAAUAUUCAAGGUA